This is a messenger RNA of Melanotaenia boesemani (Boeseman's rainbowfish), 6520 nucleotides long. It is a transcript of the gene shc1, whose product is annotated as SHC (Src homology 2 domain containing) transforming protein 1. NCBI's taxonomy places the organism in Eukaryota, Metazoa, Chordata, Actinopteri, Atheriniformes, Melanotaeniidae. Bases 4513 to 6297 code for a protein of 594 amino acids. Gene Ontology annotation, cellular component: plasma membrane. The record is from RefSeq and is a predicted model, not a curated record. The transcript has 12 exons. Gene Ontology annotation, biological process: cell surface receptor protein tyrosine kinase signaling pathway; intracellular signal transduction. Gene Ontology annotation, molecular function: receptor tyrosine kinase binding.
GGAGGCAGCAUCACCCACCCAGACAGGAAGGAGGGAGGGCAGACAGCGUGCUCAUCCCUCUAACAGACAGAGGUGGAAGGAAAGUGGGCAUGAGAGAAAGACGUGAGGGGAGAAGUGGAACACAAUGAAGGAGUGCCAUUGUCCAUCCUGGCAGCACUGCCAUUUCACCAUCUGCUGAAAGAGACGAAAAGACAUAGAGGAGGGAACAAGAAGAGGAGUCAGCCAAACGGAGGAGAGGAUAGAUGCCGGCAGUGACUUUGUGAAUUAAUCAAGCGGAUCAGAGGAGAAGCACGUUUUUCUGGGAGUGGACGAAAGAAAAGCCAGAAAGAGGAAGUAGAGGACGGAUGAUCGGACAGUCUGGGGCUGUUUAAACAUUAAUGUGGCUCUCAUGUGAAUCGUAGCUUUAGAUGAUCAGACAUGGAUUAUCAACUGCAUGCUCUCUAAACCCAAAAAAGGAACUACUUAUGUUUUGCCAUUCCUCGGGAAAAAAAGAAACACUGAGGCAAAUUUAUUAGACUCACUUCAUACAAAACAGUUUUGAUUACUUUUUUCUUUGUUCAAAUAUACCCUCCCUUUGUGACUUCUGAUUUUCUAUUUUCUAUGAGCAUAGGGGCUACUCUGCAGGAUGUUAUACAAUCAUCUUUGUUAGCCGCUGCACAGAAUAUUCAGGUUGUUUUUAUGCAAGUUUUCUUAACAUUAGUUAAAUUUUAAAUAUAAGUGUAGUUAUUUUAUACAGUUAACAGGAAAAUUGUUUUGAAGUAUUAUCAGUUUUUGUAUGCUUUAUUUGGAGUCAGUGCAUGCAGCCAACUCAAGAUGUCAACAUUGAUUAGGUUUUCUGGCUGGCGCUAUGCCCGUCAAACUUUGAUCAUUUCCUGAACUGUAUUGAUUUUUCUAGGAGUCUGCAGUUUUUCUUGCUAUUGGAUGAAAAAAAAAGAGAGAAAAGCUUUAAUGUGGAGCCUUUGAUGUAGCAGCUAAUUACUUGCCAUGUGAUUUGACCAAGUGGUUAUCUCUUUGAAGAUUUCUGCCUUUGUCGGGACUUUUCGGCAUAUAUCCUCCGCAGGCAUCUCUUUUAAUGUCUGUUGCCAUAGCAACGGGCAGCAGCUGCAGACAGCACGAUGUAAACUACUUUCCUCUUGUGUUUUUAAAACUGGUGCUGAUCCAUUAGAUAACUGUAUAUAUUUCAUAAAACUCAGAAGAUCAGAUUAGUAGUGGUUGUGUUAGGAGUUUCUUUGUUACACAGGAUUUUGUUUCUUUACCUUCUUUCUCUGUGUGGUGCUCACUGAUUCAGGGUUGUUUCAGGUCCCCUUACCCAAUUUGUUUAUUUGUUUUGAUUGAGUCUGGUCAUUCCUCUUUAUCUGUGGCACCAACCAUAUUAAUCAGUCAAGCUGACGGAUAAACAGGCAUGGCUGGAUAAAUUAGAUUAUUGUUCUGAUUUUACUUGUAUAUAUCGCUGGGUGCAGCUGCUUGGGCCCGGGGCCUCAAAUCAUGACAGUAGCUGUGUUGUGUUAGUGACUGUCUGCUCCUUACUGUUUAUCUGUUGGUGACUCAGGAUUUCUCUUCAUGUAGAGGGUCAUCUCCUCUGCAGUCACCUGACCUACACUGUGUUCUGUGCACUGAAACAUCCCAGGGCCAGGGCUGACUGUGCUCAUAGAGCUUUUCUGCAGCCCUUUGUUUAAGAACACCUGGAGUUUCCUAUCGGUUGUUAACAUGUCAAUUUAUAUUGGAUCUGUUGCCUUUUUGAGGUGCUAAUCCUCUUUCUGGACUCAGUUUUAGUUUGAUUAGGUGUGUGACAAAAAUGUUUUAUUUAAUCUGCAUGCCUUUUGAUUGUUCAGAUACUGGGUGUCUUCUGUGACUUCUUCAGCCAUACUUCUUUCCAGCUUUCUGGAGUUCAUCCCAGCCUGUCUGGCAACGCAUGAGUAUAACUGGAUCCUCCAUGGUGCUUAACAGCCAAGACCAGAUGGAUGGCUAGCUAGAAUUGCUAGACACCUCUGUGGUGCUAGACUAGUGUAGGCGACUGUUCUUUUGCCAUGCAUCCAGUGCCCACUACAAUUAUGAGUACUUGAGGUCUAGUUAUUUUUCUGAGAUGUUAGUGUGUGAAGAAAAUCCACUGAUUUUCUUGGCAUUACUGAAACAUUGGUGCAGAAUUUACAACCUUGUGUAAUUUGUCUAGGCAAGGUGUGUGUUCUACUUUGCCUGAGUAAAGGUCAACAGAUUGUAAAUAUGACUAGUGCCUCAGCAGCACUAAGGUGUGGGCCAGCCAACUUGCUGCAGGACUGUAGGUGUAGCCUUGCCUCCUACUGUGGUCAAACUGUUACUGACUGUUUCGUUUGGUGGUUUUAGGUUGCAAGGGACUGUUAAUGUAAACGGCAAAGACUGUUUGGCUUGUAGGUUGGACUAUGCAGAAUGGGAGAUGUUACAUGCUGUCUGUAAAGUAGACCUGUGAGCUAACCUCCUGUUCGAUUUAGCCUGGCCUUAGAUAAGGAAAGAAGCUGUCCUGGAAUAUAAAACUUUGUUCAUAUCAUAUGCGGCUGUGUCAGUACUCUUCUCUCAGGUAAAUGACUAUAAUCUGGGCUUGUUAAUUUGACCUGUCCAGAAAUGAGAACAGUCGUGCAUAGAGAUGACAGCAGCUCAACAGAGUGCAGUUUUAACUGAGCUUCUUUCCAGUGGGGCUGAGUAAGUUCAUGUUAAACACUGAGGAGCUUCUGUUCAGGGAACCCUGGGUUCGGAGUUCAAGCCUGACCAAUCAGGUCUCAUUACCAUCACAACAAGCCCGCCGGUAGUCAUCAUCAGCCAAUGACCUACAUUUUGCAGUAUUACAUCACCGUCGUGCUACUGCAGUGUGUGUCACUGUAUGAGAUACAGACAGCAUCUCAGAUUCAACCUACUGCUAUCUAAUGGUGCUUCAAAACUAAAUCCUAACCAAGGUGGCCAGUUUUAGGGAACACACUUGAACCAAGACAGGCUCUCUUGUUUUAGCCAUAUCAGGAACCUCAGUCAGGAACGGGCUCAGCUGGGGCAGCCCAGUCUUAAUUACCAACUUUUUUUUUCCUUGGGUUUUCUAUUGGUGUCUAAAGAAACCAUGUCUGGCCUCUAGCCAUCCAUAAUCCUUAAGUUACAGAGGCAGAAACACAGGGCACACAGUUAAUAUAUUAAAGUGAGGGAUUGUUAAAAAGGACAGCCUGGAGAACGGGCGAGCAGUCGAGGGAGGGGGAGAGGGGGAGCGAGAGAUCAUCUGGAAGAGGAGAGAGGAAGUGGUGGCGCGGGAGAGGGCUGAGGCAUUGGAGAGACAGAGGUUGGCAGAGUAUAUUGUGUGGAGGAAGAGGGAGGACUUCCAGGAUAAGAAAGGAGACAGGGAGAGGGGAGAAAAGAGUAGAGAGAAAGGGAAAGAGGCUUCUCCAGAAGUAAUCUGGAAGAAGAGAGAGGAAGAAGAAGAAGGAGACGCAGGGAGGGAUAGAGCAAGAGCCAUUCAGAGAGGACAUGAAAACAUUUGGAGGAAAAGGGAAAGGGAGUAAAAAAACAAAGGGGGACCCAGAGACAGAUUUAAGAAUAUGAUGUACUUAAAAAGUAGGUGUUAAAUAAUCUGUGCUUCAGCCAAGGUUUGAGACUAGCCAUAUAACAGUAAGCCUCCUCUCUCUCCUUUAGCAGCUCUGGGCUUCAUCGAGCUCUGCAGGUGUUUGCUGUAUUAUCGACCAGUUGAAGUUGUGUGUGAUGCGCUGCCGUGUUAGUGUGCACAGCCCCUCUUGCUAUCUCCAUGUUGGCUGCUAAUAGGAUUUUUAUGAGCCUAUGUCAUGUGGGAUAGAACUGUCAAGGGGAGCUGCUUCACACAUGCACACACCAGUGUGCACAUACACAGAUAAUCAAAGAAGCAUUGUGGGCAGGGAAAGUUUAUUCUGCCUCAUGCAUGUAGACUCGUCGAGUCCAAGUUCUGUAAGACACUCGUGGGUGUUCAAAAACAGUCACUAAUGUCGGUUCUUCUUGGUGCUGGCAAUCGCUGAGUAACUGGUCCUCACUCAGAGAGGAUUAAACUGGGACAAGAUACUCACAGAUAUUGUUUUACAUGAUGGCAGAACACCAAGAGUAAUACUUUGUGGAGAGCUAAGAACUUGUCUUCAUCCUGAAGUGUCUGAAGAACUUGAUUUAAAAAAAAAUAAAAUAAAAAAAACAUAGGACAGAACUGAGGACAACAUGAGCAUUACUGGUGCACUAAAAAACUUUUUACAUCUGUAUUCUGCCAUUAUCUGGAACACUCCACUUUUCCUCUGCACCUUCUCUCAUUGUGCUUUCCCUGUGGAUAGAGCUCUUUUUGAAGCAGUUUGGUUUUGGCUGCUUUGUAAUGAGCAGAAGACAGACAACCAUACAGAUGGAUGGAACUCUUAUUCUGAGCAAAACAGACAGAUGGCUGUGUGUCCUUUUAGAGGGAAACUUUGAAUUGUGAAACAAAGACACUGAUUAAAUCGCUACAGCCUGUGUGGACCUGCACCGACAGGAAAAACUUGCACUUGCAGAUUCAUCAUGGAGCUCGUACCAAAACCCAAAUACACCCACAUUCGGAGUGAUUCACUGAGCUCAACUGAUGAAACAAACUCCAAUCCAUCAUCAUUCCCUCCUUCCAGCCCUGCCACCCCUCUAACCCCCUCCCCUGGUAUACCUUCUUCCCUCUCCUCCUCAUCUCUCACUCCAAUCUUGCCCCCCACUUCUCCCCGCCCGGCUGAAAACAGCCCCACCACCCUCUGCUCCUUCUUCCCCAGGAUGAAAUCCCUUCGCCUGGAGGUUUCCACUACUCUUCUUCCAGGACUCAAGGCCUCGAGCAGGUCGCAGCAGGCUCAGGCACCUGUUGAAUCCUCUGGGGAUGACAGGAGCAACUCUAGCUCCCCUACUCCUAUUCAUCAAUCUGCUCCUUUCCUAACUGCUCCCUCUCCUCCUCCUCGACCUCCUCCACAGGACAUGAACCGGCUUGGAGGGGCGUCCAGGAGGGCACGGGUGGAAGGAGGUCAGUUGGGAGGAGAUGAAUGGACACGCCAUGGCUCCUUCGUCAACAAGCCCACCCGUGGCUGGCUGCACUCUGACAAUGUGGUCAGCACCACUGGUGUUUCCUACACUGUACGGUACAUGGGUUGUGUGGAGGUGCUACAGUCAAUGCGAGCACUGGACUUCAACACCAGAACUCAGGUCACCAGGGAAGCUAUCUCUGUGGUGUGCGAGGCAGUACCAGGAGCCAAAGGAGCCCGCCGGAGAAAGCCUUCCUCUCGAUGUCUGACGCCAAUCCUGGGAAAGAGCAACUUGCAGUUUGCAGGCAUGACAAUCAGCCUCACCAUCUCAACCAGCAGCCUCAAUCUGCUGGCUUCUGACUGCAAACAGAUAAUCGCCAACCAUCACAUGCAGUCCAUCUCCUUUGCCUCUGGAGGAGACCCAGAUACAGCUGAAUACGUAGCAUAUGUGGCCAAGGAUCCAGUCAACCAGAGAGCUUGUCACAUCCUGGAGUGCUCGGAGGGUUUAGCCCAGGAAGUCAUCAGCACCAUUGGUCAGGCCUUUGAACUGCGUUUUAAACAGUACCUGAAGAACCCCCCCAAACUGGUCACACCCCAUGACAGAAUGGCUCCUUUUGAUGGCUCUGCAUGGGAGGAAGAGGAAGAUGAGGCUGCUCCUCCUGAGGUCCCGUACUAUAAUAAUUUCCCUGGAAAACAGCCUCCCCCUGGUGGACUGAUUGACAUGAGGACCCGCCCAGGAGCAACACUGCCCUAUGGACAGUCAAAUCAAAAUGACAUUCACAAGCAGCCUCUGCCUCCUCUACCAGUAGGUGCCAAAGAAGGGGCUCGAGAGCUGUUUGAUGACCCUUCAUAUGUCAAUGUGGAUAAACCCCGUCCUCCAGCUGCAGCAAAUGGAAAUGCUCACAGAGAUGCUUUUGACAUGAAGCCCUUUGAUGAUGCCCUGGGGGUCUCUGGACAUGGCAACCCAAUUGCGGUGACAGCAGCGCCCUCACUGGUGCAGCAGUUGCAGAAUGAAAUCUGGUUCCACGGUAGCUUAAAUCGCAGAGAAGCAGAAAGGCUGUUGACCCGAGACGGAGAUUUCUUGGUGCGGGAGUCUGGUACCACGGCGGGACAGUACGUCCUCACGGGACAGCAGGGGGGUCAGGCCAAACACCUGCUGCUAGUCGACCCAGAAGGAGUGGUACGCACAAAAGACCAUCGGUUUGGAAGCGUCAGUCACCUGAUCAGUUACCACAUGGACAACAGACUUCCCAUUGUGUCAGCUGGAAGCGAAGUCUAUCUGCAACAGCCAGUAGAGCGCAGGCCCUGAUGCGACACACUCCAAUGAAAUUCUCCACCAAAAAUAGACACACACUCCCACAGCAAACCAACACAAGGCACACACAUACACAGCCUCAUAUGCUAUAGACACAUAGUGACACUACACACAAAACUCGUACGCAGCAUAUGAGCACACACAGUACAGAAAGCCAAAAAAGGAAAAAAAAAAACAAACACCACUUUCUCUGCAAAAUCACUUACUUGCUGCUUUU